UAGACCUGCGAAGAGAAAUUUAGGUGUGGAGCGUAUAUCAGUUCCAACACUUUAUUCGAUAGGAGAGCGAAGAACUGUAGCACAUAUUUUCAUGUAAAUUGUGAUUUAUUUUGAAUCCAAAUUAUGUAGUAAUUAGGUAGUUCCCAGACGUUCUUCACAAACAAAUAUAUGGCACUGCUGUAGCUAUACAAAUUGUAUAAAUUCGGCAUUAUCAAUUUGCCUGCUCCGAAUAUUGUCUCUCUAUGCAACAGUGGACUUAGUUCAAGUUCAAUGAGCUGAAUAGUUGGAAACUGUUGUGGUGUUGCGUCAGUGUAGUAGAGCGAAGAGCAAUGAGAAUGGAAAGGAUUUGUUCUUAAAUAUGUGUAUAUUUUUAUGACAUUUCAUUGUGCAGUUUAUUUUCCUAAGCUGGUUGUGUUGUGGAUUAUUAGUAUUUUACAUUUAAAAAUUAGUUUGCCCAGUCUUGUUGAAAUGUCUUGGAUUCGUGACAGUACAUUAAGUUGGAUACAGUUACUGUGUGUGAAGAUUAUAAAAAAUGGUAGAGUACCUAAACAUGUAGCCUUUAUCAUGGAUGGCAACAGGCGAUAUGCCAAGAAAAAUAAUGUACAAAAAGUUGAGGGCCAUUCCCAGGGGUUUGAAAAGUUAGCAGAAACCUUGCAGUGGUGUCUGGACCUUGGAAUCUCUGAAGUUACAGUUUAUGCAUUCAGCAUAGAGAACUUCAAACGCAGCCAAGAAGAGGUUGAUGCUCUAAUGGAGCUCUCUCGGCAGAAGUUUAAACAGUUGCUGUGUGAGAAGGACAAGCUGAUGGAACAUGGGGUGUGCAUCAGGAUUAUUGGAAAUCUGUCACUUCUUCCACAGGACAUCCAGAAACUUAUAGCACAGGCCAUGAUACUCACAAAGGACAACAAUAAAACAUUUCUGAAUGUGGCGUUUGCAUACACAGCCAGGGAGGAAAUGGCACAAGCUGUUCAGGCUGUGGUGUCUGGUGUGGAGGAUGGUGCCCUCAGAGUGUCUGAUGUAACUCAAAAGCUGCUGUCUAGCUGCAUGUACACAAGCACCAGUCCUGACCCAGAGCUGCUGAUCAGAACCUCAGGAGAGGUCAGGCUCAGCGAUUACAUGUUAUGGCAGGUGUCUUGCAGCUGUAUCUACUUUGCGGAUGUCCUCUGGCCAGAGUUCAGCAUCUGGCAUCUCCUGGCCGCCAUCAUUAAGUUCCAGCGGAGCUAUGCUCAGCUUGUCCCUGUGUGUCAGGCUGAUGAGAUGGCUAAUGGAUCUUGCAGUGAACGGUCCAGUGUGUUUCAGACCCGCCUGGCUGCUAGUAGGUUGGCCACACUAGAGGAAUUGAGCCAUGCUAUAUCCUGACAUUGCUAGUGCAACUAAAUUACCUUGGAGACCAUUAGAUGGCUGGUCAAAGCUGUGACAACUGGAACUUGACUGCAGAUAUUCUGACACUUUGUGAAAAUGUUUAUAUUCACCAGUCAAACUGUUACAAGAAACAAGAAACAUAAGGAAUGAAAUCAGUUAUAAGAUUUGUGUGUACAGUCGGAUCCUUAUUUAAUAAAUCUCUGGGUAAUACAGUUUAUGCAAAAUUA
Molecule: messenger RNA, 1586 nt
Organism: Cryptotermes secundus
Lineage: Eukaryota; Metazoa; Arthropoda; Insecta; Blattodea; Kalotermitidae
Gene: Dhdds
Product: dehydrodolichyl diphosphate synthase complex subunit DHDDS
Exons: 5
Coding region: 373-1356 (327 amino acids)
Biological process (GO): polyprenol biosynthetic process
Cellular component (GO): endoplasmic reticulum; dehydrodolichyl diphosphate synthase complex
Molecular function (GO): ditrans,polycis-polyprenyl diphosphate synthase [(2E,6E)-farnesyl diphosphate specific] activity
Source: RefSeq, a predicted model, not a curated record